Molecule: messenger RNA, 767 nt
Organism: Daucus carota subsp. sativus
Lineage: Eukaryota; Viridiplantae; Streptophyta; Magnoliopsida; Apiales; Apiaceae
Product: nucleoside hydrolase 4
Molecular function (GO): hydrolase activity, hydrolyzing N-glycosyl compounds
Source: RefSeq, a predicted model, not a curated record
AUGGAGAUUACGUUUGUUUGUCUUGAGUUCAUAUCAUCGUCGUUGUUUGUUUUCGUCCAGGCAAUCCUGGUAACAUCAACUGGCUGGGCAAAUGCAGAAACAGUCGAUGUCGUUUAUGAUUUGCUGCAUGAUGACAUUCCUGUCGGCAUGUGGGAAUUCUUUGAUUUCAAUCAGUCUGUUUCGCCUGACAGCAGCGUCGGGACAAGACAUAUAACCGUAAAAAAAAAGGAGACGGGGAAUGUUAUCAAUGUUCCUUCCAACAAAUAUGCAGAAAAGAACGUGUUUCUUGACCCUCUGGCUGCAAAAACAGUGUUUGAAUCCGAGCUUACUUUUACCCUCAUUCCCCUCGAUGUCCAGCAUCAAGAAAUAUUCACAAAGAUCGUUGAAGAGCUGCGCUAUACAAGAAAGCUGCCCAAGGCUUUGUUUUCCUGGCGCCUACUAUUAGCAUUACAAAGCUUGCAACUAAAGAAUCAUAGAUAUCAACACAUGCUGUAUAUUGAUGAGAAACAGGGCAUAUUAGUCAAAGUCUUAGCAAAUUUGGAAUCUUCGGGAUAUUAUGAACUCUUUGCAAAUCUACUUGGUGAUGAGAAACAGUCAGCUGUUGGAAGCUUUGAGGAGCAGAGAAGUAUUUAGAGUAGGUUAACAAAAUGAACUCAUAUCGAUCACACGAUUAGUAAAACAUUGUUUGCUUGAAGGCGGCCAAGGUUGUGACGCUAUAAGGUCUCCCUCGAGCAAUAACUAACUACAUCCACGUAUUGCCAUUAGUU